Portunus trituberculatus (swimming crab) is the source of this 586-nucleotide messenger RNA. RefSeq lists its product as uncharacterized. The transcript has 2 exons. NCBI's taxonomy places the organism in Eukaryota, Metazoa, Arthropoda, Malacostraca, Decapoda, Portunidae. The record is from RefSeq and is a predicted model, not a curated record. The coding region runs from base 1 to 519 and encodes 172 amino acids.
AUGAAUACACCACCGCACCAACUCAUCGACUCACUGACCAAUAGCAGCAGAUCAGGGAUGCAUUUCUCUUGGACAGUUGGUAGCCCUGAGGGUGAAGUCCUCCGUCCUGUGCGGCGCCCACACCCACACGCCCGCGCCACUCCCACAGCCUGGCGCGUGACGCUCUCAAGGUGUUUCCGUAAUUUUUUGGUGCGUAUCUGUGUCGAUCUGCGAACUUUUUCUCCUCUUCGCGUGUGUCGUGAGAAGGGAUCUGGGAAGAGGUAUCGUCGAGUGAGACAUGAGGUAUUCGCCGGCUCCUUGCGUCUCCUUGCGUCCUGCUCGCUGAUUUUACAUGCCUACCUCACUCGUGCCCCGAUGCGAGUACAGAGACAGGAGACCAGUAGGAAGGACACACCCAUCCCCUCCUUGAUGAGUGGCCGGCUCAGUGGUGCAGGUGGUCGUCUCACCUGCUCUCUAGAUAAAGCACCCCUUGAUACCAGGAACACAGCGCACCGACCUAGUUACGUGCGGGGAAGGUAAGGUCAUGUGGGCGGCCGCAGCAGCUGUUUCGUUGUGUCCAUAAACAAUUUAGAUCACGUAAAGAACA